AUGGGUCUCGAAAACGGUCACUAUCGAAUUGUCAAUGCCCACAGCGGCACUGCUAUCGAUGCCUCAGGAACUGAUGAGGGGGUUGUUCAUGGCUGGGAAAGACAUGAUGGCAGUAACCAACAUUGGAUUGUUUCGGAAAAUGAUGGGAAAUGGGAGAUCCGAAAUGUUGCGUUCGGCCUUUUCUUGAGACCUGCCAGUGAAAACCAUAGUGAUAUUCACGAUGGUACUGAGCUCAUUAUUUCUGACAGUCCUUAUGGAUGGCAUGUUUAUGAAGAUGAGGAUGAUGAUACCUACCGUCUCUAUGUCCCUGAAUUCCAUCGACCUAUUACAGUCGAUUUAGCUGAGGGAGGAAACCCACGCAACGGCACGCCGAUUCUCCUCUGGGAAAAAGUUGACGAGAAUCGAAACCAAGUCUGGAAAUUCGAACGACUCGAUGACUAG
Orbilia oligospora ATCC 24927 is the source of this 441-nucleotide messenger RNA. RefSeq lists its product as uncharacterized. Bases 1 to 441 code for a protein of 146 amino acids. The transcript has 4 exons. The record is from RefSeq and is a predicted model, not a curated record. Lineage: Eukaryota; Fungi; Ascomycota; Orbiliomycetes; Orbiliales; Orbiliaceae.